ACAUAAGGGCACCCAAAGGAAUUUGCCCACCUCUACAGAGGUUUCAGCAGAUGUCCUCCAACAAAGAACACAAAGGUAGAGCUGUACCACUUCCCAGAACCAUUGAGAACAUUUCCAGUAAUUUGAAAGAAGAUUCAAAAUCAGAAGUAAAAAGUGGCACUAGAGAAGCAAGGAAUAUGACCCCAAAACAGGAUAUUUAUUUGAUAAUUCAGGGAGUCCCUUUACAAAAUAGCCAGAGUGGUCCUAAGUGGCAGCAGAAGCGAGGAGUAAGUAGCCUUGAGAAGACCUAUGAAAAGAGACAAAAACAGAAAACUGGAGUGAAAGUUGAAGAGCUUCCUAAGAAAACUCAGAGUAAAGAAGAGAGAAGAGAAACAAAGGACAAAAGAAAAGAUACUAAGAAGGGCAUGAAUAAGGAAAAAGAAAUAGAUAAGGCCCAAUCAAUGGAAGGAGGUGGUGAAAAAUAUAAAGGUGAAGAAGAAGACAGGAUGAACAUGGAAAAGAAGGGAGAUGAGGACAAGGAGGAUGAAGACAAGAAGGGAGAUGAAGACAAGAAGGAAGACAAGGACUUAAAGGAGAAAAAAUACAAGGAAGAGGAAAAAAACAAAAAGAACUAUAAGAAAGGAUAUGAGGACAAGAUAGAGGACAAGGACAAGGAGGGAGUGGAAGACAAGACAGAGGACAGGGACAAGAAGGGAGAUGAGAACAUAGAGCAAGGUGAGAAUGAGGACAAGGAGAGAGAUGGAGACAAGAUAGGGGACAUGGGCAAUAAUGGAUAUGAAGACAAGAUAGAGGAUAGGGACAAGAGAGAUGAAGACCAGACAGAGGACAAGUACAAGGAGGGAAAUGAGGACAAGACAGAGGACAUGGGCAAUAUUGGAGAUAAAGACAUGACAGAGGAUAGGGACAAGAAGGGAAAUGGGGACAUAAGGGAAGGUGAGAAUGAAGACAAGGAAGAAGAGGAAAACAAGACAGAGGACAAGGACGAGGGAGAUCCAGACAAGACAGAGGACAAGUCCAAGGAGGAAGAUGAAGACAAGAUAGAGGAUAUAAAAGGAGAUUCUAUGAAAAAAAAAGGACAAAAAAAAAAGUGGGUAAAGAGGACAAGAAGAACAUAGACCCAAAAGAAGGUUAUGGAAAGAAAAUGGGCAGUAAAAAAAAAAGAUCACACUAAAGAAAAAAUAACACUAGAUUUCAUAAACUAAAAAAACAGAAUUGAAUAAUUUUGCUCUAACACAUAAACUUCAAAACUAGCUCCCAGUCUUCUAUGAUGUAGGUUAGAAUGAUACACUCCUUACAUUCUCUUUAGUCACAAAUUUUCUGCUCCUUUGCUUGUAAUCUGGAAGAAGAUCUUUCAGAGAUUGCUUCUAUUUACAUCUCUGUCUCAAACUUCAGUUUCCAAACACAAGUUUUCAAAAUGUAUGUUCAUUAUGAACCAUUGCUGGGAAAAUACAAUUAAGUAAAAAUUAAUUAAAACUCUGAUUAAAGCAAUGUAGAGUUAUUUUUCUCAAAGAAGUGUGGUAUU
Molecule: messenger RNA, 1522 nt
Organism: Acinonyx jubatus (cheetah)
Lineage: Eukaryota; Metazoa; Chordata; Mammalia; Carnivora; Felidae
Exons: 4
Coding region: 51-1115 (354 amino acids)
Source: RefSeq, a predicted model, not a curated record